UUUUAAACGCGGUCAAUUACGACGGCUGCGAUUAGCGCGAGAUGAGUUAAAACAUCAUUAAAUCUCGAGAUCUAACUGGCAAAGUGCAUAAUUAUCAAUUAUACGUUAAGCAACAAAAACAGGCCCGGUCAUGCUACUGGUACAACAUAUUUUUCAUUUACUCGCAUCUGGCUCACAGCAGUACAUAUUGCACAAAUCUUGCGCGUAAUAAUUUAUAAGCCAAAUACAAUUAACUAUUAAACAAACAGCUAGUAAAUCGGCAAAAUGUUGAUUCGUUGGAAGAGCAAAGAUAAAAGUGCAUCAACUAAUCAAAGUGGCAGUGCGAACAGCAGCUCAUCGUCGAAAAAGAAACGCAAAGGACGAGAAGGAGAAGAAGACUGGCAAAAUGAGAACAAACCGGGCCGCUUGCCGACUAACGAUCAAGGAGGCGACGAGCGCAGACGCGCAAUGCGCCGCGACGAUCCACGGCGCCACACACUUGGUGGCGACAUUUUAGUCUAUGGCAGUUCUCAACAUCCUCACGCACAUCAAAUGCCACAACAGCAACGUGCCAUGGACCUGGAAAUGAGUACACGAGCGCUAAAGAACAAGAAGAAUCAGCCAAUGCGCGGCUAUGCACCCGUUAAUCAGGGUCCAUUGUUCGACGAUGACCCCGGCAUUAUGUCCGAGGUGGAAACUGCUAGCACUGGCUUUCGGCGCGGCGGUAAACAGCGCUCAUCUUUGCCAGUAGUGCGCACACCCUCCAAGACACUGGAGAGACCGCUGGGGCUUGUAUUCUUACAAUACCGAUCAGAAACAAAGCGAGCACUACUCCCAAAUGAAAUUACGUCGAUAGACACGGUGAGGGCGUUGUUUGUGCGCUCGUUUCCCCGUCAGUUGACCAUGUCAUACUUGGAAGGACCGAACGUUAAGAUAUACAUUCAUGAUGCCAGCAAGGACAUGUUCUAUGAAUUGGAAGAUGUGCGUUCUCAUCUGCGCGAAAUACGUGAUCGCUCGGUGCUGCGUCUCUUCGAGUCCACAGAGGUAGCCGCUCCGCCUCAGAUUUUGCCAGGUGGUCCCGGCAUACCACAGCCACUGCCCCAGGCACCAUCUAGCUGGGAUCAGGAUCAGAGCUACUUCAGUGAGCCAGAAUUCGAUUCAGACUUUAAGCACCAGCACAUCCACAAGUCCAAGAUUGGCAAACAACCAGCUCCAUAUUAUGUUGGCUCCUCACAGACGCUGCCACGUGGCAUGUACGCCUCAGAACGUAACAAAGUCUCGAUGGACGGAUAUACCAGCUCUCCAGAACGGAGCGUACGUGGCAACUAUGAGGAACCAUACUAUAGCCAGUACGGUACUCGCGGCGCUGUUGUGGCUCCCAUCAUUGACGAGGAACAAAGCGAUGUGGCCCUCGCGGAAGACCAGUACUCGUUGUACGGCAUUAAAGUGGGCCCUAACCGUCUGCCGCAUCGUGGUAAUCAGAUCUACGACCCAACCAGACCUGAAGAUUUACAUCGCAUACGCGUUGAGCAUAUGGAGCGUCAAUUGGCCAACCUGACUGGAUUGGUCCAGAAGGCUUUAGUCAAUCAAAAUCCCCAAAUUGCGCCAAUGACUGUGCCCACAUUAGAUUCCAACUAUCUCGUUGUGCCAUCACAAAUGCAAGCUAAUGGUUCCGCUGAUGAACUAUAUAUAAGAGAAAAGGCACCCAAACUGGGAAAGAACUCCUGUCAAAAAUCCGUGUCCUUUGAGAAAUCUGUUUCAUUUAGCGACGAUAUACAGGGAAUACCCAAGUCUCAUAGUCCCCUACAUGCCGCUGAUACGAAACCAACAAAGCCAGCAAUCAAAUCGUCUACCUUGCCACGUACGUCGUCUCAAGAGCGCGAUCGCCUAAAGCCCCCUCCACCGCCAAAACCCAUUGUGUUGGCCCAGUCCUCCCAUCCCAGCUACCGCGCGGACAUUGCACUCGCACCAGAGGUCUACAAUCAUUUGCGUGGCCUGCAAAAAAAGGCAAAGGACCUGCGCAUGGAAGUGCGAACUUUGAGGCGGUUAUCGCAGGCCCAGUCUGUAGCCGUACGGGAAGAUAUCAAGAGCACCUUUAUGCGCAUACGUGCCACAUUGUUGGCCAGCAGUGGCAACUUUUGGGGGCAAAGCGACCAGGACACCACGCGCAUCUCGAGGGAAGAAGAACUAUACAAACAGGAGGUCAUACGUCUUGAAAAGGAUCUAAGUGAUUUGGAAGCUUCGGUGGAGAACUUACGCGGCGAGGUAAUCAAUCGACGCACGCGCGUCAAUAUGACAGCUGUCGAGGACAUGGCACUGGUAUUAAGUCGUGCAAGCAAAACUGUUGCUGAACUGAAGCUUAAAUUUCCGACACUAUCAAAUGGUUUGCGGUGCAUAUUAUCUAACGAGAUGGAGAAGGUGGUACGUGAAGAAAAGUUCCUAAAAGAAGAGCCCGACCGCCUGGAGUCGGCCUUGCGACGCUGCAAAAAGCUUACGGGCACGUUAGUGACACUUAAACGUUUGGCCAGCGUACAGGAACAACGAUUACCACCCAAUGAGCCGUCAGUAAAUGAAGAGUCCUUACGUUCCGCCGAUAUUUCGGUGCCUGACAAGCCAAUCCCAACACCCAGGAUGGGGUCGUUCACUGUCAGCGGGGGAUUCGCACCCGAAAACGCACUCGAUGCUCUGCUAGACGAGCUGAAGACAUUUUCAAAGCCAAUUGCCCAACAACAACAGCAACAACAACAACAAAAACAACAAUUCGAGGUACGCCCCGAAGAAUCGGCAUCCGAUGAGAGCGCCCAGGCUGCUGUACAGAGUACCGUCACCACGCAAAUAUCCCAGGCUCGCCUUUUCACUGAAUCCAACGUAAAUAUGCAACAGGCUAACACUAACAGCAUGGUCAUGGCUGUGGCAACAGGUGCUGCACAACUUUCACGUGGCCCAUUGACCCAUCAACAGUCCCAGUCCCAGUCCCAGCAGCAGCAGCAGCUAAUGGUGCACACCAAUAUGGGCAGUUUACGUCGCCUGCACUCCUUCCCCAGCGAAUCGGACAACGAAUUCCCAGCCCCUGGUCCGCGUGACAGUCUCGCUAAUGGUGGUGGCAGCAGCAUCAUCAAACCACCAGUCCCUGAACGUAACGCCGAUUUAAUAACUAAAGUGGGUCACAAACGCAUACCGCCACCACCGCCGCCGCGUACCAGCUCACGCAGUCCACUGGCCAGUCCGACAAGCCCAAAUGUGCCACAGAACAUAGCUGCCGCAGGUGCUGCCAAUAACAUUGGUGACAAUAUCAUCAGCAUCGAAACUGUCGUUACCGGUGGCGGCGACACCUCCAGUGGCGACAACUCCAGCGGCAAUGAGUCCGGCAACGAUCAUGCCCAGCGCCAGGUUGCACUUGAAAUGCGGCACCAGGAACUAUUAAAGAAGCAGAAGCUAUUGCAGGAGCAAUACCAGCGUUUGCAACAAAUGAGCAAGAUACCCUCGGUGGACAUAUCCUGCCCGUCACAAGACGCAGCCAGCGGUGGUAACGCGAACGCAAUGCUCAAACACUUGGGCAGCGAAUCAAAUAUACAGCAAAAAAUCGCCGCAUUGAACCUGGCCUGUGAGUUCGGUAGUGGUGGCGAUGCUGCGGCGGCUGAGACUACUGUGGGUACAAAUGGUGUGUUGAUCAGUGAUGCUACGGGUGGUGUGGUCGGCGGCGUUGUUGGUGGCGGUGGUGUUGUUGUUGGGACGGUUGGUACAGGAGCUGCUGCUGCUGCUGCAAACACACAAUUACAAACAGCUACAAUGACCACUAAGCAGGUGUAUGAGACGGAAAUACUUUAACACAACUGGAAAUUGGCAUGGAGCGAAACCAAAAUUGAUAUUUAAUCUGUUGUAGCGCCCGGUUAAUUGAAGCAUUAUGUGUCUAUCUCUGUCACUUGCACGAGUUUCAGCUCUAUGCGUAUAUCACUAUCUUUGUCACUCUUGCUAACAGCCGUCAUUAACAUAUGAAGACUUAGACAAGCCUUCGGACUCUGUAAUAUCAUUAAUACUUGAAUAAUACUUGUUAAGAAAUGUUAAGAAACUAAACUCGUAAUUAUACGGGUUAGAUCUAAAUGUCGUACAUACAUAUAUAUAUAAAUUCAUAUACGUGUAUAUGCUAUUGUAUGUAUGUACCCAUUGCCAAAUAAAAAUCAAAAACUUUGAAACAUGCACCCAACAUAGCAGCACAUAGCACAUAUGUAUGUAUGCACAUGAGUACAUCUUACAUAUGUCCCUGUUCAAAAGAUUUUGGACAAUAUCCAAAGUAGAAUAUAAAAGAACCCUAACGCAUGAAAUAUCUACCUAUUAUCCAUUAGAAAUAUUUAUAACCUGGUUCAGAAAAAAAAUAACUGGUCUUUACAGUCUUUUUGGUCGCACACUUAAGGAACAAUAAAUAGGCAGACCACAAUGUCAAAGAAAAACAUUACAUAAUAACAUUUUGGUCCUUAAAUAUUUAGGUUAAAAUAUUUAGUUACUUGAUUUUUUUUUUUUUUGGUAUGGGACGUGAGACUGAUAGUUCUAUAUAUCUAGGUCAUCAAAAAGUAAUGAAUAAUUACUUAAGUAAUCAAUAGAUACGAUUAUAUUUCUUAGAAAAUAAAACUAGCUAAUUUUAUCCCCGACACGGUGUACUCUUUCCAAAAUCGACGACACCCAAUUCGCAAAAAGCGUUUUCUUGAAAACCAAUACUAUUAAGGUGCAUUACGUUUAUGGGAAGAGUCGAUUUCUUCGGAAUACCGAAAAGAAAUGUUAUUGCUUAAACCGUACUCCCAUUAAAUGGGAAUAUUUAUUAAUUUGUACGAAUGUGCAUCUCAUUAGAGCCAUGUCGGUCCGCCCAUUUAUUUGUUAGUGCACCUAAUCAAUGCUAUUUUUUUUUAAUUAUACAAAUUAUAUAUUUAGGCACUCAGUUUUUUCCAAGUUGUAUAUUUAAUAUAUUUCAUAGCACAGCUCUUCAUAGCUAGUCAUUUUUAACUACUUAUAAGUUUUUAAAUGUUUUUAGCAAAUUGAAAUGAUUUUGAUUUA
Drosophila novamexicana is the source of this 5025-nucleotide messenger RNA. RefSeq names its product coiled-coil domain-containing protein CG32809. The record is from RefSeq and is a predicted model, not a curated record. The coding region runs from base 265 to 3807 and encodes 1180 amino acids. Lineage: Eukaryota; Metazoa; Arthropoda; Insecta; Diptera; Drosophilidae. Gene Ontology annotation, cellular component: cytoplasm. The transcript is spliced from 17 exons.